GACAAAAAGAAGGUUCUUUCUUUGGCGUAAGGAAGAUUCAAAUUAAUCAACACGCUUCCUCUAAUUUCAAAUAAUAUGAUGUGACGUGAUCCCCAAUCUCACUUUCUUGGAAUUAAACUCUAUUUCACGCCCCAACUUCCACUCCACCGCCCUUACAAAGUAACAACAGAAUACGCGCAAAAUCAUGUCUUAUAUGGGUGGCACCUUCUUAUAUAUAUGCACAACAUAAUCAGCAUCAUAAAAAUAUUCCACAAUACCUUCCAAAUACAGAUUGCAAUUCAAACCUAGCUAUUGCUUUCUUGCCUUACAAACCUUAAUCACUUGGAAGAUUUUCAUUCAAGUCCUAGAAAAUGCAAGCAACAUUUAUAUCCUCGCAUGUGCUUCUAUCAAGCCCUUCUUCGGGAAAUAUAAUGCGCCGAAGUACACCAUUCAAUUCACAUAAUAACAAGAGUUUUAUCUGUGCAUCAAAAAGAGACCCAUUUGGCCAACAAUAUGAUGGCAAGUUGGUGGAUGAGAACAUGAUCAUUCUUAGAAUGCGAAUCCGUGAGAUUGAGAUGGUGGAAACAAAGACUAAAGAUCAUUCUGAUUGGACUGAAUGGGAGAAGAAGUAUUUUGAGAAUUAUGGUUCGGAUGUAUGUGAUGCAGUUGGAUUGUUGCAAAGAAUGUUGAUGAACACUAGACCUGCCUUGGCUGUGGGCAUAUUAGCUCUGUUUAUGCUAAGCAUGUCAAUGUCCAUGUCACUACUUAUGAUUCAUCUCGUGGAGUUGGCAAAUACCUCAAUGAUAACUUUUUCAUCAAUCUAAUUUGGAACCAACCAACACCUGGUGAAGAAAACUGCCAGAUGUGCCAUGGAUUACUAUGUCACAAAUAUUAUUUGUUCAUAAUUUUAUUUCACCGAUUCCAUGUAUGAAUUACAGUGAAAAAAACAAUUCUCUUAGAGUGUGUUUGGAUGGGGGAAUGUUUUGAAGGAAUUCAAAUAUUUGAGGUGAAUUCUAUUGUUUGGAUAAUAAUUUGAAGAAUUUUCAAAAUGAUGGAUAUUUAUGAAGUAUUUUGUUCAAG
Messenger RNA from Medicago truncatula (barrel medic), 1059 nucleotides. RefSeq lists its product as uncharacterized. The transcript has a single exon. Lineage: Eukaryota; Viridiplantae; Streptophyta; Magnoliopsida; Fabales; Fabaceae. The record is from RefSeq and is a predicted model, not a curated record. Bases 351 to 803 code for a protein of 150 amino acids.